CCUGUCCGCAUGUACAGCGAGGAUCAGUUCUGCGAAGGAUCAGAAGAUGCGAGUGCGCGGAUCGUUUUUGCCGUCACGCAACCUGCGGUGCUGGUACUCGUCGCCGAGCGGCCACACAGUCCUCAUCUUCCCCUAUCUCCUCCACGCAGUUGCAGCUGCAACAGCAGCAGCAGCAGCAGCCGUGCGAGUGCGCCGACGAAAGAUCAAGCUGCGCCCACACAGGCGGCGGCGAGGCGCCGUGUGAGUGCGAGUGUGGCGAGGAGGCGAAGCCGUGCUCGCAUACGGUCAAAACGCGCCGUACGCGCCGCACGUGCACUGACUGCAACUGCAACGGCACGCAGCCCUGCGGCCAUAAACCGCAGCCUGAAGGCCGCAUCAAGCGGGUUAAAUGCCGCGUGA
Messenger RNA from Atta colombica, 399 nucleotides. RefSeq lists its product as uncharacterized. Bases 10 to 399 code for a protein of 129 amino acids. Lineage: Eukaryota; Metazoa; Arthropoda; Insecta; Hymenoptera; Formicidae. The record is from RefSeq and is a predicted model, not a curated record. The transcript has 2 exons.